This is a messenger RNA of Phaethon lepturus (White-tailed tropicbird), 835 nucleotides long. RefSeq names its product RNA-binding protein 39. Gene Ontology annotation, cellular component: nucleus. Gene Ontology annotation, biological process: mRNA processing. The annotation marks the transcript as partial. The transcript is spliced from 8 exons. The record is from RefSeq and is a predicted model, not a curated record. NCBI's taxonomy places the organism in Eukaryota, Metazoa, Chordata, Aves, Phaethontiformes, Phaethontidae. Gene Ontology annotation, molecular function: RNA binding.
GGUGUCCUGAAAAAUGGCUGAUGAUAUUGAUAUUGAAGCAAUGCUUGAAGCUCCUUACAAGAAGGAUGAGAACAAAUUGAGCAGUGCCAAUGGCCAUGAAGAACGCAGCAAGAAGAGAAAAAAGAGCAAGAGCCGUAGUCGAAGCCAUGACAGGAAGAGGAGCAGAAGUAAGGAACGCAAACGGAGUCGAGAUCGGGAAAGGAAAAAGAGCAGAAGCCGGGAAAGGAAACGGAGCAGAAGCAAAGAACGCAGACGCAGCCGUUCUAGAAGUAGAGAUCGCAGAUUCAGAGGCCGCUAUAGAAGUCCCUAUUCUGGUCCGAAAUUCAACAGUGCCAUCAGAGGGAAGAUUGGUCUGCCUCACAGCAUCAAAUUAAGACGACGCUCCAGAAGCAAAAGUCCCUUCAGAAAAGACAAGAGCCCUGUUAGAGAACCUAUUGAUAAUCUUACACCUGAAGAGAGGGAUGCUAGAACAGUAUUCUGCAUGCAGCUGGCUGCAAGAAUUCGACCGAGAGACUUGGAAGAAUUUUUCUCUACUGUAGGGAAGGUUCGUGAUGUGCGAAUGAUUUCAGAUAGAAAUUCCAGGCGUUCAAAGGGAAUUGCUUAUGUAGAAUUUGUUGAUGUUAGUUCAGUGCCUCUGGCCAUAGGACUAACUGGACAGAGAGUAUUGGGUGUACCGAUCAUAGUACAAGCAUCACAGGCAGAGAAAAACAGAGCAGCAGCAAUGGCAAAUAAUCUGCAGAAGGGCAGUGCUGGUCCUAUGAGGCUUUAUGUGGGAUCAUUACACUUCAACAUAACUGAAGAUAUGCUUCGAGGAAUUUUUGAGCCAUUUGGCAGG